Molecule: messenger RNA, 2610 nt
Organism: Linum tenue
Lineage: Eukaryota; Viridiplantae; Streptophyta; Magnoliopsida; Malpighiales; Linaceae
Source: the annotation of a GenBank genome assembly
CUCUCUCUCUCUCUCUCUCUCUCUCUCUCUCUUCUUUCCAUUUCUUCUUCCUCCUUCCUUCUCUUCCAUUGUCGUCUCUCUCUCUCUUCUUCAAAGCCCCCAAACCAAACCCGAAAUCUCACAAACAAACAAGAAAGAAAGAAAGAAAAAAACUUUCCCCCAAAUGCUUUGAAACCCAACUCCCAGCUUCUCCAUCUUUCCUCUCUCUCUAUCUCUCGGUCACGCCGUCCCCGGCCGACUGAGAAAUGCGCCGGGAAUUCUCGUCCUGAUCUCCUCCGAUCAGUACCCAAUUGACCAUCUCCCGUCGAAUUCCACGAACCCCUACUACAUAUGGGGCAGUGCUGUGCGAAGGGAGCGGUGUUGUCCGAUCAGGCGCCGCAAUCGGCGUCCUUCAGCAACAAUGAAGCAGCGCCGGGGAGGAGUAACAACAACAGCAGCAGCAACAACCAUCAGGGUGCGGCGAAGUCUCCGUCGUCUGUCCCGACGACUCCGGUCUCCGGGGAUUCAAAUAACGGCAGUUCGUAUGCUGCUAGUCCGUUUCAGAGUCCCCUGCCGCACGGGGUCCCGCCGUCUCCUUCCCCGUCGGGGACGCCAGGGAGGAAGUUCAAGUGGCCCCUGCCGCCGCCGUCUCCGGCGAAGCCGAUCAUGCGGAUGAUGCGGAAGAAGGGCCUGACGAAGAAGACGCCCAAGCAAGGCCCGAUUCCGGAGGACGGGGAGGGCGGAGGCGGCGGCGGGGAUGAGAGCGAGGUCCCGCUGGACAAGAAUUUCGGGUACCCGAAGAACAUUGCGGCCAAGUACGAGCUCGGGAAGGAGGUGGGGAGGGGGCAUUUUGGGCAUACUUGUUGGGCUAAGGGGAAGAAAGGCGAGCUCAGGGGCGAGUCCGUCGCUGUCAAGGUCAUUUCCAAGGCCAAGAUGACAACAGCAAUUGCCAUUGAGGAUGUUCGCCGGGAGGUAAAAAUAUUGAAGUCAUUGUGUGGGCAUAAGCACAUGAUAAGGUUUCAUGACGCCUUUGAGGAUGCCAAUAACGUCUACAUUGUUAUGGAAUUGUGUGAAGGUGGAGAACUUCUUGACAGAAUUUUAUCGAGGGGUGGGCGGUACACUGAGGAGGAUGCAAAAGCCAUUGUCAUUCAAAUUUUAGGUGUAGUUUCCUACUGCCAUCUUCAAGGUGUUGUACACCGUGAUCUAAAGCCUGAGAACUUUCUGUUCACCACUAAAGAUGAGGAUGCUCCAAUGAAGAUUAUUGAUUUUGGCCUCUCUGACUAUGUUAGGCCAGAACAACGCCUCAAUGAUAUUGUUGGAAGUGCAUACUAUGUGGCACCUGAAGUGCUCCACCGAUCAUACAGCGUUGAGGCUGAUAUGUGGAGUGUUGGUGUGAUAACUUACAUAUUACUAUGUGGGAGUAGACCUUUCUGGGCUAGGACUGAAUCAGGGAUCUUCCGGUCUGUGUUGAGAGCUGAUCCUAACUUCAAUGACUCUCCUUGGCCCUCAGUUUCACCAGAAGCAAAAGAUUUUGUGAAAAGACUUCUGAACAAGGACCACAGAAAAAGAAUGACAGCUGCCCAAGCUCUUUCUCAUCCAUGGAUAAGAAGUGAAGCCCAAGAGGUGCCUUUGGAUAUUUUUGUAUUCAAGACAGUCAAGUCAUAUGUUCGUGCCACACCUUUCAGACGUGCAGCACUGAAGGCUCUUUCAAAAGGAAUUCCUGAGGAUGAACUUGUCUAUCUGAGAGCUCAAUUUGAGCUCCUAGAACCAAAAGAUGGAUAUGUGUCCCUUAACAAUUUCAGAGCGGCAUUAACCAGAAAUGUGACCGAUGCCAUGAAGGAGUCGAGAGUUAUCGACAUUUUACACACACUUGAACCACUCUCUUACAAGAAAAUGGGGUUUGAAGAAUUCUGCGCGGCAGCUAUCAGUACAUAUCAGCUCGAAGCCCAUGACGGGUGGGACAAGAUAGCUAAAACAGCUUUCGAUCACUUCGAACAAGAAGGAAACCGAGUUAUAUCGGUGCAGGAACUGGCACUGGAAAUGAACUUGGGGCCAGCAGCUCAUUCGCUGCUCGCAGACUGUAUCAGAACCUCUGACGGGAGGUUGAGUUUUCUUGGAUAUACGAAAUUCUUGCGUGGUGUGACUAUACGGAGUACGAACACCAGACCCAGAUAGAAAGACGGGGUUAUUUAGCUGCUAGAUUAUCUUGAUUUGUUUGCCAUUAUUCUUUUUUUGUUGUGGAGGGGGGGAAUACGAGUGUCCUUUCACUUGUAGCUGUUCUCCCUGUUCUUCUGUGGAGGUUGUGAUAGAGAGCUGAGGAAGAAGAGAAAAGGAAGUCGAGACAGAGAUGUGGACAUUUUCAAGGCAAAGGCAAGAGCAUGAUGAUUGAAAGUUGAAGCUUUGGUUUCUUCUCUUAUUUUUCCUGUUUUUAUAAGUCAUGUUUAUGUCGACGAAAUGAACAAAUUUUGGGAAAUGAUUAUAGUUAAUAGCUAACCUGUUUGUAGAAGGAAAAAAAAUUGAUGUAUUGUUAAAUGCAAUAAUGCACCUUCUGAUAUUUGGAAAUACUGUAUUCAGACUUGUUUCUUAUAUCACUAUCACAAUUAAGUAGGAUGGUAAAUGCAAUAAAGGACC